Messenger RNA from Strongyloides ratti, 1503 nucleotides. RefSeq names its product DNA polymerase kappa. Gene Ontology annotation, molecular function: DNA-directed DNA polymerase activity; damaged DNA binding. Gene Ontology annotation, cellular component: nucleus. Gene Ontology annotation, biological process: error-prone translesion synthesis. Bases 1 to 1503 code for a protein of 500 amino acids. The transcript has a single exon. The record is from RefSeq and is a predicted model, not a curated record. NCBI's taxonomy places the organism in Eukaryota, Metazoa, Nematoda, Chromadorea, Rhabditida, Strongyloididae.
AUGUAUCAAGAAAAAAAUCGAAAUCUUAGUCACAUUAUGUUACAUAUUGAUAUGGAUGCAUUUUAUGCAAGUGUUGAAAUGAGAGAUGAUCCUAGUUUACGAAAUAUACCAAUGGCUGUUGGCGAAAUGUCUAUGUUGAGUACGAGUAAUUAUCAUGCACGCAAAUAUGGUGUACGAUCUGGUAUGCCAGGAUUUAUAGGUAUAAAAUUGUGUCCCAAACUUAAAAUUGUACCUCAUAAUUUUGCUAAAUAUAGAAAAGCUAGUCAUAUUGUUCAAUCAAUUUUUAGUGAGUAUGAUUCUAAUUUAUCCAUGGGAUCGUUAGAUGAAGCUUACAUGGAUAUAACUGAUUUUAUGAAAAUUAGGAAAGAAUCAAAUAUACUUAUUAGAAAAAGAUAUACGGGUGAAUGUAUUUGUAUACUACCCAUUAUUUCUGACAGUGAUGAACAUGGAAUUUGUGAAGUUGAAGAAAUAAAAGAAAUAUGUAAAAAGUGCAAUAAAGAAAGAAUUUGUUUGAUUGACAAGAUAUCUUUUGGAAUAAGUGAGGCAGAAGUCGUUAAGGAAAUAAGAUUUCGUGUACAACAAGCAACUGGAUUAACAUGUAGUGCGGGUAUAGCAGCUAAUUGGUUAUUAGCUAAAAUAUGUUCUGACAUAAAUAAACCUAAUGGGCAAUUUGAAUUAAGUCGUGAUUCAAAAAAAAUAAUGGAUUUUAUGAGAAAUCUUCAUGUUCGAAAAGUAAAUGGAAUAGGUCAACAGACUCAUGGAUUGUUAAAAGCAUUUAAAAUUGAAACAUGUGAAGAUAUUUAUAAGAAUAGAGGAAUAUUACGGUUAAUAUUUAGUGAAUUAAAUUGGACAUUCUUAAUUAAAACCUAUCUUGGUAUUGGAAAUACUAUAAUGAAUUAUGAUAAAGAUGAUUUAAAAAGAAAAAGUAUUAGUGUAGAAAGAACAUUCAAAGAUACUGGUGAAAUUAAUGAAUGCCUUUAUUAUCUAAAAAGUGCUUGCAAUGAAUUGAUCAAAAGUUUAGAACAUAAUAAUGUUAGAGGUGGUUAUAUAGUAACACUAAAAUGUCGUAAAGAUACUUUUGAAAGAUAUACACGUUCUCAAUCUGUUACAAAUUUAGUUUCAACAGAAAAUCAAUUAUAUUCAAUUGCUAAAGAAUUACUUUUAAAGGAAAUGUCUGAAAAAACAAUUAAAUAUCGUUUAAUAGGUAUCGGUUUAAGUAGACUAUCAUUUUAUGAAGAAAAUGAUGAAAUAGAAGAAUUAUCAUUUGAAGAAAAAAAAUCCAGAAAAAAAUUGUAUUCUUCUAUUGAAGUGGAAGAUAUUUCCGAUGAUGAUAUUAUAUGUAUUUCUGAUACAAAUGAUUCAUCAUUCAAAUACUCAAAUAAAAAUGGUGAAAUUAUUAAUUUGAAUACUGAAACCGUAGACAACCAGAAAAAACAGUUCAGAAAGAGAACAAAUACUAAUUUAGAUUCAUAUUUUAAAUCAUCUAGAAAAGAGGAUUUUUAA